AUGGAUUGGAUCGUGGUGUUGGCGACGUUCAACGUCAACAUGCAGCCGCCUUCAGAAGAAGGCGUCGUUCAAUUAUUGGCCGGAACACCUCCAGAUCCCCACAUUCUCGUCGUCGGUAUGCAAGUGAAUAUCUUCUUUUUUUGGGUUUAAUUAUAGCUUCGAUUUUUGUUCUCCUGAAGCUUCAGGGUUUCUCAGAAAACCCUUAAGUAACCCCUCCAAAAACUGAUUUUUUCGAACUUUCCUCUUCAGUUCUUCAAGCAUAUUUAAAACGAGUAAUCAGAAAAGUUGAAGAAGGAACAUUCUAGGAACGCCAGAAGUGAAAAGCAGCCCCUAUAGGGAAAAAAAUAAGCCUCCCUAGAGGGCUGAAGUUUCAGGGGUCCCUCUUGGGUUCUGUUGAUAAUUUUUCCUUCGAAAAGCCUAAAUUAAUUGAUUUUUCCGCAUAGAAAUGUUUAUCUCUUGGUCAAUUUCAAACCUGCUGAUAUUUUUCAAAAAAUCAUUUAAUGAGAACUGAAACUCCUUUAGUGACCACUAGAAUGCUUGCAAAAGGUGGCCCCUCUAGGGGAAUCUUCAAAGGCCCUUAAGGCUACCUUCAAGAUGCAUUUCAGAAAUAAAAUGUAUAAUUUUCACAUUAUUUUUCGCUAUAAUUCCCACCAGUAAAUGCACGAAAGUCGGCUCUCAAGAUCGCGCCCCCAUUGCAAAAAAGCCGCGCCCCUAUUGCAUUUAACCACAGAAACACUGUGAAGACCCCUAAAGUUGUCUUGAAGGGCCCCUCAGAGCAAAAUUUAAGAGUUUUUUACCAAUCAGGUGAGGAAAAAACGAAAUUUUGAAGUUUAUAACCCAAAAUUUUUGAUAAAGCAAUUUUCAGGAAGUGGCCCAUUCGGAAACGAUCGGCGGCGCGGCGGAAACCUGGCAGAAACAUUUCGUCAAGUGGGCCACCAAAGUCGGCCAUCUAACUCUGUUAACGAAGAAUUAUCAAGCCACCAAUCAAAUCUCGAUUUUUGUACGGAAACGGCUUGUUUCUUAUGUCAGUCAUCAUUUCCUUUUUCAAAGAAAUUCUUGCGAAAUUCAAAAUUCUGUUAGCUUUUUCGUUCUCUGACGGAUAUUUUUAGUUUCGCGGAGUCACUUUGAACACAGCAAUAACUUUGAAAAAAAGCCGCUUUUCAGAUAAAAAAGAUUGAUUUUCGAUUCGCCCGGAAUACUUUAGGAGGCCUGACGGGACAUAAAGGAUCCAUUGGCGUGAGAAUUCAGUUGAGGGUUCGUUUUGAAGGGAUUUUUUUCAAAAAUCUCGUUCUCCCGAAAUGUCAAUUUCGUGUACUUUUUUUUGGGCCGUUCAUGAAUUUUCUCCGCGAAAUGGUUAGAAGGAAUUUUGGGUCCGCAAAUAUUCGUGAGCGUGAACUGUGCAUACACCGAUGUUGGGGGCUCCAAUAUUGAAAAAAUAUUUCAGGAAAUAUUCGCCUUCUUUCGUAUGCAUUCUUUAUCAACUUGUCUUUACAAAAAAUUGGAAAAUCUCAAAAAUCAAAAAAAGAGGGAAAAAUCCCAAGAAUUCACACAUUUUCAAGGCGGCCGUUCGUAUUACGGUAGUCAAGCUAGAUUUUUUUCGGUAAUAAAAUGAAAAACUGGUGUACUUUUUGUGACGAGAAAUAGGUCCUAAACAAAUUGCAAGAAAGAAAAAAAUUUAAAAAAAUUUCAUGGCUCCGAAAUUGACGGCGCAAUAUUGACAGGCCGCCGUAGCGCUGCCCUAAACAAGCGUGAAUCGUUUUCCAAGAUCCGAUCCUCAAAUAUCGGUGUAUGCACAAUUCACGGUCACGAACAUUCUCGGAUCCAAAAUCCCUUCCUACCAUCCGAAAAAUUGAUACUUUUGUCACAAAAACUAAUCGAAAUGAUCAUUUUUUUCAAGUUUUGUUUGUAGAAUCCGUUCUCGUUGGUUUUCGUGAACAGCCAUUUUAUCCAUGACGCGGCCGCCUAUGAACGUCGUCUGGCCCAAUAUCAAUCCAAUCGGCAUUGCAUGUUCCCCGAAGAUUCCAGUGUUAGGUUAUCACUUCCCCGACCUCACAAAUCAUCAAAAACCCCCUUUUUAGAGCCACAUUUUGGGUAGGAGACCUGAACUUCCGCGUCGAUCAUGACACGGAGGAGGUCCUUCAAAUGAUCCAAAACGGGACACAUUUAUCGCUUCUCGAGAAGGACGAUCAGUUGAAAAAGGCGCAACGAGACGGGGAAGCCUUCAAAAAGUUCAAAGAGCAGCCGAUCAAUUUCAGACCGACUUAUAGGUUUGUGAAAAAUUAUAAUUUUCAUCGGGGAAAAUUUUUAGUGGCCGCUAUAGAGGCUCGCCAAGGACUACUUGGAGAGGACACUGAAGUGGCCACUAAACCCACCUCUAUAGUGGCCACUAUUUUCCUUUUUAGUGGCCACUUCAGUAGUUUUUCAUCCAGUAUUCCUUCCAGUAACUCUGAUAAUUUUGAAACAAACAGAUUGGACCAGUUAUGUUGAUCCAUUGACCCCUAAAAUGGCCACUAAAAUUUUUAGUGACCUAAUAAUAUCACUCAGACCUCUAUAGUGGCCACUAAUUUUAAACUUCUUAAGAGGUCGCUAAUUUUACUACUAUAGGGGCCGCUAAAACGUCAAAACCCUAUAGUGGCCACUAAAAAUUCAAAUCUAUGAAAACCCAGCACUUAGAAACUUCAGAGUAGUCACUAUAGGGCGAAACCGCGGUAUUGGAGAAAAUAGCGGUCCCUCAAGUGAACUCUUUAGGAGUUCAUGGUCUUACCUCUAAGCUCCUGAGGCUCAAGUGCUCCUUUUAGUGAUCUUUCAGUUUUUUUUUUCUGUUUACAAAGCUUAAAAGACGUAUGAGACCCCUAGAAUACUCCACUAGAGUGCCCCCUCCUGCAAGGUUUAGUACCCCCUACAGGGGGAGGUAAGGCGAUCCCUUGAGGGGAACCUACAAAAGCCCCCUAUAGUGACCACUCUGAAGCUACUAAGUAUGGUUCCCCUUUCAGUCUCAAUAUUUAGAACAGAAAACCCCCAAUUUUUCAAUCGGCAGCAUAGAUUUUUUCCACACAACUGCAGAUUUCUGAUAUUUUCGAAAUUUAAAGGCUCGGGUCUUAAAUAAAAACUGAAUAAAAUAAGAGGCUAAAAAAGGGCGCAGGAAGGUCCCAAAAAGGCAGCAAAAAGGCCACAAAAAGGCAGCAAAAAGGCAACAAAAAAGGUCCCUUUGUCGAGCCUUCCAUUUUCUGGGAAAGGCUCAAGAAAUGCUGGAAAAAGGGAGCAAAAAUGGUGCAUAAAGGCUCAGAAAAUGGCGCAAAAAGGCACCAAAAAGGGAGCCUUUGUCACCUUAAAAGCAAAAUUUCUAUGGAGCCUUUUUCCGACUUUGCCUAUGUUCUUAUACUUAAAACAUUUUUUUUGCAUCACUGAAUUUUUGCUAUUUUGCUAUUUUCAUUUAUUUUCCGUAUUCAGCGUCCAUAAUUUCAUUUUUACAUAUUCUUGAAAAUAAUCCGGGAACUUUUUUCUCAGGUUAUUCGUUGGAACGACGAAACACGACGGGAAAAGGACACCUUCUUGGUGUGACCGGAUUCUUUACAAGGUAAUUUUAAAAAAAUUAUUACGGAAGUGAUAAUUUCUGAAUUUUUUUCAGGGCGAAGAUAUUCACCCGGUCACUUAUAAUUCCAAUGAGAAUGUGGUCAGUAGCGACCAUUUCCCGGUUUUUCGCGACUUUUUAACUUGAAGGUUAUUUUUGAUAAGUUAAAAAAAUAAUAAGUCAUAAAGUUAAACAUUUUCGAAUUGUGAAUAUUCUCCGUGAAAGUAGAAAGUUCUAUAUAAAUAUUAUUUAUAUCGUAGAAAAAAUUGAAAAAAUAGGAAUAAAAAGGUCAUUUUCAAUAAAUAUGGCUUGUAAAGAGUUGAGAUAGUCUUGCGAAGUGGUCCCUAGAGGUGCCUCUUUUGGGACCACUUUAAUUUCCCUAUAGAGGUACUAAAGCUUGUGAAAGUGGCCUCUCAAGGGACUUUAGUUAGUGGCCAUUUUAGUGGUAGCGUUUAUUUUAUAGUUAUGAAUUCUUUGAGUAGACGCAUUUCCAUGCUAAAAACUUGAUAAAUUGGCGGUUUUGAAUUCAAAAUUUAAACAGAGAAUCGAUCGAUCAAAUUUUUAACCAAUAAAAUCUUUUAAUAUUUCGAAAUCGGAAAAAAAAUGGAAGGUUCCCUUUAGGGUCCACUUGAGCUUUAGGGGUUUAUGCCUCAGACCCUUAACCUCCUAAAGAACCACUUCAAUUUUAGCCCUUGAUGAAGCACUUCCCUAUAGGGACUGUUUUUUUUUUUGCUAACCCCUCUAGGGGCCACUCAAAUCUACUAACAGUACAAUUUUAUUCCAACGUGGAAAAAAAAAGUAAAUUUUUGAUAGAAAACAAUAUUUUUAAGUUUUUCUUUGGAAAACCGUGAGAUAAAUACGAAAAAGGUUGGUUUUAUUUUCAAAAGGACGAAUUUCCAGAUGAAAAGCGCUCCAACGGCCGAUUGGGACGUGAUAUUCGAGAAGCUGCCAACUUGGUACACAUCCGUCCCGUUGAUCGGCCGGUUACAAAUUAAGGCGUCUUAUUGGAAAGACCGCGGAAGCUACAGGGAUUGGAUCGGGCUUUAUCCGGUGGGUUUUUGUUUUGCCCGUCCGUAGGUGGCCUGUAAAGACACGGCGUUUUUUCGACGACGCCACGCCCACUUUUCCUCCGUAAAGUGUCGUGUGUCGUGUGCAUGCACUGCGCCGAUUUCGCGCAGAAAAUUGCGUCAAUGUAGAUAAAUUUUCGAUUCGUCCUCUGGCAAUACGGCGGCCUGCGCCUUUAACCGUGUUAUUUACGCUCUUAGGGCCGAAAUCUCUGCCGUUCCCAUGACGUCAGGUGGGAACGGUGGAUAUUUUGGCUCCGCCCACCGUUUUUUUUCGGUUUCGCUAUUUCUUCCACUAACAAAAACGCCGUGAAGAUGCUGUAGAAGAAAUUUUGUAAGUAACAAGGAACUAUAAUGUUCAAGAUAAAAUAAGGGGUUAUACAGCCCAUUCCGAGCCAGCUUGACAUUAUUUUUUGUUACAUAACCCUCCGAGGAAGCUUCCCUUCGAGACGCUUGACCAUUCUCCGUGCAUGCGCCUUUAAUAUAACAUUAAUUUGUGGCUAAAUUAAAGGCGCAUACGCAGAAACAGCCCGCGCGCACCGAUGGGAAGGGUUCUGUAACUCGGAUGGACCUUCCCUUCGAGACGCUCGACCAUUCUCUGCCCAUGCGCCUUCAAUAUAACGGAUAAUUUGGGGCCAAAUUAAAGGCGCAUACACAGAGACGGCCCGCGCGCUUCGGUGGGAAGCGUUCUGUAACUCGGAAGGACCUUCCCUUUGAGACGCCUGACCAUUCUCUGUGCAUGCGCCUUUGAUAUAACGAUAAUUUGUGGCUGAAUUUAAGGCGCAUACACAGAGACGGCCCACGCGCUUCGGCGGGAAGGGUUCUGUAGCUCGGAGAAAAAAAAAAUCGUGAAACGGGAUAAACGAUAAAUGACACUAUAGCCAGCGAACACAGAAAAAGAAAAUUUUUCAUUUUUUUUCCUUGUAAACGCUUCACUCAAGUGGUCGCUCUCAUUUCGAGGCUUCCAUCUAAAGCACGGUCUCCGGGGUUCCGCUACGUUCUGAGCUCCUCCAGGCGCAACUGAAUGGACUACUCGCAGAAGAAAAAAGAACCGUAAGAUCAGGCUUUCAACAAGAUCAACUACACGUUCGGUCUUCUAGGUCGCCAAAGGCGGUUGUUCGUUAUAACUUCAAAAAUAUUUGUUCUCCGCCUAGUCGAUUAAAUCUGACUAAAACAACAAAAUAAAGGAUUCAUUGAUUGAUUUUGCAUUGUUCUAGGCGACAAUCGACGACUGCACGACGGCCCUCCACUGGAUGUACGUGGCGACGUGUGUCCAGCAGACGGUAGAUGACACCCGUUACCACGUCUGCGAGUUCGUCAACCUCGACGUCGGCAAGUACCGUCUCGGAUACUUCUCCGCCUACUCCAACUGCCUCGUCGGCCUAUCCAAGACCUUCGAAGUCGUUGAACAACCCGAAUAG
Messenger RNA from Caenorhabditis auriculariae, 6056 nucleotides. The record is from the annotation of a GenBank genome assembly. NCBI's taxonomy places the organism in Eukaryota, Metazoa, Nematoda, Chromadorea, Rhabditida, Rhabditidae.